This is a messenger RNA of Nematostella vectensis (starlet sea anemone), 1578 nucleotides long. Its product is annotated as ice nucleation protein InaU-like. Bases 1 to 1578 code for a protein of 525 amino acids. The record is from RefSeq and is a predicted model, not a curated record. Lineage: Eukaryota; Metazoa; Cnidaria; Anthozoa; Actiniaria; Edwardsiidae. The transcript has 3 exons.
AUGUAUGGUGUAAUUUUAACCAAGAAUCCGGGGUACGGUUCUACCAAGAAUCCGGGGUACGGUACAACCAAGAAUCCGGGGUAUGGUGCAACUGAGAAUCCGGGGUACUGUGUAACCGAGAAUCCGGGGUACGGUGCAACUAGGAAUCCGGGGUACGGUGCAACCGAGAAUCCGGGGUAUGGUGCAACCGAGAAUCCGGGGUAUGGUGCAACUGAGAAUCCGGGGUACGGUACAACCAAGAAUCCGGGGUAUGGUGCAACUGAGAAUCCAGGGUAUGGUGCAACCAAGAAUCCGGGGUAUGGUGCAACUGAGAAUCCGGGGUAUGGUGCAACUGAGAAUCCGGGGUAUGGUGCAACUGAGAAUCCGGGGUAUGGUGCAACUGAGAAUCCGGGGUACGGUGCAACUGAGAAUCCCGGGUAUGGUGCGACUGAGAAUCCGGCGUAUGGUGCAACUGAGUAUCCGGGGUAUGGUGCAACUGAGAAUCCGGGGUAUGGUGCAACUGAGAAUCCGGGGUACGGUGCAACCAAGAAUCCGGGGUACGGUGCAACUGAGAAUCCGGGGUAUGGUGCAGCCAAGAAUCCGGGGUACGGUACAACCAAGAAUGCGGGGUACGGUGCAACUGAGAAUCCGGGGUAUGGUGCAACCGAGAAUCCGGGGUAUGGUAAUCCGGGGUAUGGUACCACCAAGAAUCCGGGGUAUGGUGCAACCAAGAAUCCGGGGUAUGGUACAACCAAGAAUCCGGGGUACGGUGCAACUGAGAAUCCGGGGUACGGUACAACCAAGAAUCCGGGGUAUGGUGCAACUGAGAAUCCGGGGUAUGGUGCAACCGAGAAUCUGGGGUAUGGUGCAACUGAGAAUCCGGGGUAUGGUGCAACUGAGAAUCCGGGGUACGGUGCAACCAAGAAUCCAGGGUAUGGUGCAACUGAGAAUCCGGGGUACGGUGCAACCAAGAAUCCGGGAUAUGGUGCAGCUGAGAAUCCGGGGUAUGGUGCAACCGAGAAUCCGGGGUAUGGUGCAACCAAGAAUCCGGGGUAUGGUGCAAUCGAGAAUCUUGGGUACGGUACAGCCAAGAAUCCGGGGUAUGGUGCAACUGAGAAUCCGGGGUAUGGUGCAACUGAGAAUCCGGGGUACGGUGCAACUGAGAAUCCGGGGUACGGUACAACCAAGAAUCCGGGGUACGGUGCAACCGAGAAUCCGGGGUAUGGUGCAACUCAGAAUCCGGGGUAUGGUGCAACUGAGAAUCCGGGGUAUGGUGCAACUCAGAAUCCGGGGUAUGGUGCAACUGAGAAUCCGGGGUAUGGUGCAACUGAGAAUUCGGGGUGUGGUACAACCAAGAAUCCGGGGUAUGGUGCAACUGAGAAUCCGGGGUAUGGUGCAACUGAGAAUCCGGGGUACGGUACAACCAAGAAUCCGGGGUAUGGUGCAAUCGAGAAUCUUGGGUACGGUACAGCCAAGAAUCCGGGGUAUGAUGCGACCGAGAAUCCGGGGUACGGUGCAACCGAGAAUCCGGGGUACUGUGCAACCACCGAGAAUCCGCUUUUCUCAGAGUUCACUAUUAUAAGCAAAAGAAUGUGCUAG